AUGGCCAUGGUGCUGGACGCCUUCGCGUCCUACAUCGCCGACACGAUCAAGCAGAUGGCGAAGGACGAGGUGGGGAUGCUGCUCGGCGUCACCGGGGAGAUCGACAGCCUGAAGGACAAGCUGGAGAGCCUGAGGGACUACCUCGCCGACGCCGAGAGGAAGCGCAUCACCGACCACAGGGUGCAGGGGUGGGUCACAAAGCUCAAGGGUGUCAUGUACGAGGCGACCAACAUCCUCGACCUCUGCGAGCUCAAGGCCAUGGGUCGGCGGGAUGCAGCACCCUCACCCUGCUGCAACCCGCUGCUCUUCUGCUUGCGGCAUCCCAUGUUCGCCCAUGAUAUUGGCAGCCGCAUCAGGAAGCUCAACAAGAGGCUGGACGACAUCUGCAAGCUGGGUGCUGCCUUCAGCUUCAUCAAGCUGGAGACAUACCAGGACUACAGGACCGGACGACCUUCUGCUGCUGACCGGAAGACGGAUCCGGUGUUGGAGCGCUCGGCCGUGGUAGGGGAGAAGAUUGAAGAGGAUACAAAAGCACUGGUGGGGAAGCUGACAAAGGACAAUGAUGGCAUCAUGGUGCUAGCCAUCGUGGGUGUCGGUGGGAUCGGGAAGACCACCCUUGCCAGGAAGAUCUUCAACCAUGAGGACAUUCAACACAAGUUCCAAAAGAAGAUGUGGUUGAGCGUCACACAAGACUUCAGCAAGGUUGAGCUACUAAGGUUGGCCAUCACCGCCGCCGAUGGAAAACUCCCUGUGACUCAAGACAUAUCUAUGCUUGUCCCGGCCCUUCUCAACGCCGUCAGAAAUCAGAAAUUUCUUAUAGUUUUGGAUGACAUGUGGAGUGAUAGAGCAUGGACCUCAUUACUCAAUGCUCCCUUCAGCCACGAUGCCCCUGGUAGCCGGAUUGUCAUCACCACGAGAAAUGACACGGUUGCCCGAGGCAUGAGAGCCAGAGAGCCCUACCACCGCAUUGACAAAUUAGGGCCCGAGGAUGCCUGGUCAUUGCUCAGGAAACAGGUAGUCUCGGGCGAUGAAGAUGGACCUGACAUCGAUAUGCUUAAGGAUAUUGGACUGCAAGUGAUUGAAAAAUGUGAUGGUUUGCCUCUUGCUGUCAAAGUAAUGGGAGGACUUUUGCGUCAGAAAGGGAAGCAACGCCAUGACUGGGAGAUGGUUCUGAAUGAUUCUAUUUGGUCAGUAUCUGAAAUGCCCGAAGAACUUAACUAUGCAGUAUAUUUAAGCUAUGAAGAUUUGCCUCCUUGCAUCAAGCAGUGCUUUCUACACUACUCCCUUUUCCCUAAAGGUGGACUUUUCCAGCGUGCUGAAAUUAUUGGCAUGUGGAUUAGUGAAGGAUUUAUUCACGGAAGCUCAGACGACGACUUGGAAGAAUUAGGAAUAAAGUACUAUAUUGAGCUGAUACUUAGGAACCUUAUUGAGCCAGGGAUACAGUAUAUUGAUCACCCAGUUUUCAAUAUGCAUGAUAUUGUUCGCUCAUUUGCUCAAUUUGUGGCUAGAGAUGAGGCAGUAGCUGUUCAGAGUGGAGAAAAUGAUAAUAUUAGUGAACUCACUGAACAAAAGUUUCUGCACUUAUCUAUAGAAAGCAAAGUUUCAAAAUCAGAAGGGUUGGACUGGAGUUCUUUAGAAGCGCAAAAGGCAUUGAGAACAUUAAUAUGUGUCGGCCAUGUAAACAUUAAGCCUGGUGAUUCUUUGGUUGAUUUUCCAUCACUGCGGAUUCUGAUUCUACACAUGGAUUCUGCAAAUGUCGCUCUACUGGUUGAAUCUUUACAUGAACUAAAGCACUUGAGGUACUUGUCCAUACGGAAUUCUGAUAUGUCUUGUCUGCCAGAGAACAUUGGGAAGAUGAAAUUCUUGCAGUACAUCAGCCUUAGAGGAAGCCAACAAUUUGUGAAACUUCCACAUAGCAUUGUAAAUUUGGGGAAGUUAUGGUCUCUUGACUUCCAUGGAACUAGUAUAAGAGAUAUACCUAGGGGGUUCUGUACUUUAAAAAAUUUGAGGAGACUUUAUGGGUUUCCAGUUCAGGUGGAUGGUGAUUGGUGUAGUUUAGAAGAGUUGGGCUCCCUUUGCCAGCUCAGGGAUCUUUCUCUGAAUGGACUGCAGAAUGCGUCUGCUACAUCGUCUGCCUCAAAGGCAAGGCUUAGUGAGAAGGUGCAUCUUACCAACUUGUAUUUACAGUGCAGUAGUAUACUUUGGGUUGAUGGGCUGAUUAAAGAUGAAGAAGGUGUCUCUGAGCAACAACAAAUCAAGGAGGUGUUUGAUGAGUUGUUCCCUCCACCUAGCGUUGAUACGCUUGCUAUCAGAGGAUAUUUUGGCCAACAACUCCCAAGGUGGAUGACGUUAACAUUACCAUCAUCCCUCCAGAGCUUAAGGAAUCUAGCGAUUGAUGACCUGGGUUGCUGCACACAACUUCCUGAUGGCUUGUGCCUACUCCCCUAUUUGGAGAAAUUCAGAAUCAGGCACGCUCCAUCCAUCAAGCGUGUUGGACCAGAAUUCCUCCAGCCCUACCAUCACCAUGGCGCUCACCCUUUCCAGGCGGGACAUGCCUUUCCGAGAUUACACAUGUUGGCCUUAGAGGGAAUGCUUCAGUGGGAGGAGUGGGUGUGGGAGGAGCAAGUGCAAGCCUUCCCUGUUUUGGAGGAGCUUUUCAUCCAAAAGUGCAAACUGAGGCUUGUUCCUCCUGGCCUUGCCUCAAAUGCAAGGGCUUUAAAAAAAAUAACUAUAUCUUUGGUACAACAACUCAAAUUGCUGGAGAAUUUUGCUUCAGUUACUGAGCUUGAAGUAAAUUACAACCCCGACCUGGAGAGGAUCACUAAUCUCCCCAAUCUUCAGAAGCUUACCAUCAUCAAGUGCCCAAAGCUGAAUGUGUUAGAGGGUGUUCCUGCACUCCAGAUUCUUGACCUAGAGGAUUACGCCAUGGAAGAACUUCCAGAAUACAUGCGAGGUAUAAGGCCAAGACAUUUGCUGGUAGACUGCAAUCUAUGUCUGCUCACAUCAGUAGCCGCGGGACAAUCUGGCACCGAGUGGGACAAGUUCAGCCAUGUCGAACAUGUCAAGGCAUAUUCACAUGAUGGAAACAAAGCCAGAAAACUUUAUGUGUUGUACACAAGGGAUCCCUGCGGCUUGGAGACAAAUAUUAUCCACUCGUUGGUAUCUGCAGGAACCUUAUCAUCUUCUAUGAUGGACGCACAAGGAUUUGAGUCUGUAUUCAAGAUGAGAAGAAGUACCUUCAACUAUGUCUACGGCUGGGUGUAUGUGUCAUCUUUAGAAGAUAUGAGCAGCUCCACCUUUGCUGAUGGCAGGGUGCUGUCUCUACAAGAUCGAGUAGCCCUUGCUCUGUUAGUGCUGAACUCUAGUGAGCCUCUGGAGACAAUAGGGUCCUCUGUUGGUGUGAACGGAUCAACCGUCUCACUGGUAACUGAUAGCUUUGUUGAUGAUAUGGCGGUGAAAGCACAAAGCUACUUGCGCUGGCCAUACCCCAAUGAAAUGGAGAAGACCAAAUCCAAGUUUCAUAAGAUCCAUGGUCUUCCAAACUGCUGCGGUGUUGUACAUUCAGUUCACAUCACACCGCAAGAUGAUGAGACAGGUUACAGCCUUGUACUGCAAGCCGUCGUUGAUCCAGAUUUGAGGUUCAUUCAUGGUCAAUGGAAAUGGUCAAAUAGCAGGAUCGAGCAUGGUAUUAUUCUGCACGACUCUGAUCUCUUCCAGUUCUGCGAGGAGGGCGAGUGGUUGAACGGCAACAAGCUCAAGGUAUCUUUAGAUGGAUCAGACGUUGGGGAAUAUGUAAUUGGCGGUGCAGAAUACCCCCUUCUCCCCUGGCUCCUGACACCUUAUAACCAGCUGGAAAAGGAGGACCUCCCAAACUUUCCUGAUCAAGCCGAGUUCAACAGGAGGCACUCUGCAGCCCGAACCGUCACACUGAAGGCGCUGGCAAGGUUUCAAGACACAUAUAAGUGGUUGCACAGAGGGACGUGGCACCCGAAAAACCCAGAUAAGGCAAUCUUGGCGUGCUUGAUGUUGCAUAACAUAGUGAUAGACUUGGAGGAAGGUGAAGGUGCACCGUUCAGUCAAGAGCCGGAUUACAGCCAGCAAGUGCGCAAGGUCAAGCAAGUGCGCAAGGUAGCAGACGAGGACGCUACCAGAGCGAGGGAUAUACUGGCCCGGUACUGCUUGACUAGCAUGCCGUCGCAAUCCGGAGAUGCAGAGAAGGGGCAGGAAGUAGCUUCCGGCUCUGGGGGUAACUAA
Messenger RNA from Triticum turgidum subsp. durum (durum wheat), 4254 nucleotides. The record is from the annotation of a GenBank genome assembly. NCBI's taxonomy places the organism in Eukaryota, Viridiplantae, Streptophyta, Magnoliopsida, Poales, Poaceae.